Messenger RNA from Bactrocera tryoni, 5171 nucleotides. It is a transcript of the gene dati, whose product is annotated as transcriptional regulator ovo. Gene Ontology annotation, cellular component: nucleus. The transcript is spliced from 7 exons. The record is from RefSeq and is a predicted model, not a curated record. Gene Ontology annotation, molecular function: DNA-binding transcription factor activity, RNA polymerase II-specific; RNA polymerase II cis-regulatory region sequence-specific DNA binding. The coding region runs from base 626 to 4645 and encodes 1339 amino acids. Gene Ontology annotation, biological process: central nervous system development; regulation of transcription by RNA polymerase II. NCBI's taxonomy places the organism in Eukaryota, Metazoa, Arthropoda, Insecta, Diptera, Tephritidae.
AUAUAAUUGUUUCACUGAGAACAACAUCUGUAACCACAACGCUUGCGAGCGUUUAAUCCACGACUCGAGUGUAUUCGCCACAUUGAUAGCCACACUGGGUCAAAUAGCACAACAACAACUACAUGGAACUCACACACAUAAUAUUGAUCAGUGGCUGCUGCAGCAAUUAAAGCUUGCAAUAGAAUCCAAUUUUGACUUUCGUGCCACUGCAGCCAUCAUAACCGCAGAGGAACAAGUGGCGGCGGGGGCGGCGGCGUUAGAAGAGGUACCAGCACAGAUAUUACCAAUAGAAAAAACAAUAGUAGCAACUGAAUUAGCAGCAACAAAUUUAAGUAUAGACGUUCAACAACGCAUUAAAGUAGAAACGGCGAAGACGACCGAGGACAAGAUUAGCGUGUCUACGGCGGCCGUGAUAGCAAACGCAGUAGAUAAAGCGGAGCAAAACGACGACAGCAACUUUGGUAAGGUAUCAACAGAAAAAUUGAUAACAGCGGCAGACGAAAGUACCAUAUCCCAACUGCAGAUACCAACACCGAGAAUUCCAUCGCUUGGGGAGGUCUUACUACCAAAUGCACUCAAUAUACCGCCAGUGGCAUCCACUUUGGCCGCUGCAUUGCAUGCUCAAAUGACAUCGGUCGUACAACAGCAACAAAACCAGGAUCAACAACAACACGAAAAACAACAACAUCACUUCCAUCAAUUGCAUACCAACCAUCAUCAAAACCAAAGCUAUCACUCGCACCAGCACGAACGUCACGAAGAAGGGUACGUGCAACACAGCCAGCUCCAACUACAACAACAACAACAAAUAGAAAACGAGCAGCAUCAGCAAUUAUUUCACCAGCAUCGCUCCCAACUAUUCAAAAUGGACGCCGAGUUUUGGCAACAAGCGCGCGGUCCUUUCGGCCUCCAUACCGCCGCCGCACUUGCUACCAAUCAACUGCAUCACCAUCACCAACAAAAUCCGCAACAACAAUCGCAUUCAGCCCAGCAACAACAUAAUCAGCCUUCGGUGCAAACACAGCAUACUCAGCAACCUCCUCAUUUAAGCAAUAUGACGACAGCGGCCGUGCCGCAUCAUGAGCAACAACACCAACAGUCAUCUUCAACGCUACCAGCGUUGCCAUCACACGAACAACAUCAGCAAAAUCAUCAUUUACUGUUCAAUGCAGCAGCCGCUGCGGCCGCGGCCGUUCACUUGAGUGGAGUUGUUAAAUCAAAUGAAUUGCAGAAUGUCACCAACGGCAUAAAUGUCGGCGGUGUUGGCACCAACAGCCCCUCAACACAUGAUGGCUCAGCUGUAUGCAAUAAUAAUGCCAGCGGGAAUCGCAACAGCAGUUGCAACGAUACAGCUGGAAGCAGUGAACGACUUAGCAUAAGUGUCAAGCAAGAAAUGAAAGCAGUGGCGGCUUCUGUAGCAGCGAGUAAUCAACACCAACCCCAACAGUCAAAAUACCAACCGAAUAUACACAAUGCCAUCGACGCGUUGCACCAUCAGCUGCAGCAACAACUACAACAGCAGAACUUAGCAUCUAGUACCAGCGCUGCUGAUGAAACUGAUGCCUUCAAGAAUCAGCUCAAAACACAACAAGUGAGCGGUCUUAGCAGCUCUAGUAGUGUGCAUCAGCAGCACACGCAUGCCCAAAAUUCACAAACACGACCUAAUAAUACCACACACGAACAUCACCAGCAACAGGAGCAGCAGCACCAACAACUGCCUUCGCAUACGCUAUCGCAGCUGCAGCAAUCUAAUGGACAACAUCGUGAAAUGGGGGCAGGGCGCAGUAGCCCUCCGCUCGUGCACAGCGGUGUCAGUGGCACCGCGCUUGUACCGCUACAUUCGCCACAGCAAUCACUGACACCAUCCGUGAGCAGCUCAACACCCGACAUCAAGUACAACAGCGACAAGCUGGUCAAUGAAAUCCAGCUGCAAUUAUCCCGGUCGAACAGCGCAGCCGCCAUCAGUGAACGUACUUUAGAAGAAUGUUGGUCGACCCUGCAACGUCUUUUCAUGCACAAAAGCGCUAUGCAACAGAUACAGCAGAUACCUCGCGUCGGCCUCGGUGCUCCUGGCAGUAUGGCCGCCGAAAGUAAACCACACCAAUGUCAACAAUGCAUGAAGAGUUUCUCCAGCAAUCAUCAAUUGGUACAGCACAUCCGCGUCCACACCGGCGAAAAACCGUACAAAUGCUCAUAUUGUGAUCGUAGAUUUAAGCAGCUUUCUCACGUGCAGCAACAUACGCGAUUACACACUGGUGAACGUCCAUACAAAUGUCACUUGCCGGAUUGCGGUCGCGCUUUCAUUCAAUUAUCAAAUUUACAACAACAUUUACGAAAUCAUGACGCACAAGUGGAACGUGCAAAAAAUCGUCCAUUUCACUGCAAUAUCUGCGGCAAAGGUUUUGCCACUGAGUCUAGUUUACGCACGCACACAUCGAAGGAGCUACAGCUGCAUCUUGGUGUCUUGCAGCAGCAUGCGGCAUUGAUUGGCGGCCCCAACGCUACUUCCUGCCAAGUAUGCCACAAACUAUUCUUGGGAGCCGAUGCUUUAAUGGAGCAUAUGAAGUAUGCGCACAAGGAGAAGUCGGUACCAAGCGUUGGUAGUCCCUAUAUUGAUAACUCGGUAUCCGGUUGUAUGCAGUCGUCGUCCAGCGAACCGUAUUUGGCUAAGCGACGGACUGCCAAUCAUCCAUGCCCGGUCUGCGGAAAGCACUAUGUAAACGAGGGCUCACUGCGUAAGCACUUGGCUUGUCAUCCGGAGACAACGCAGCUAACAAAUAGUUUGCGCAUGUGGCCGUGUUCAGUAUGUCAAGCUGUAUUCACACAUGAAAAUGGUCUUCUCACACACAUGGAACAUAUGCGUAUGGAUCCUAAGCACCAAUUUGCUGCACAGUAUGUGUUAUCACGGGCAGCAGCAGAAAGAAGGGAACGUGAUUCAAUACUAGCUGCAACGCUAGUUGCCUCGGCUAGUGGAGGGUGUAGCGGAGGUGGCAAUGGAGGCAACGGCUUACUGCCUUUGAUAAGCGAUGGCGGGGGCUCGAAUUCCCUAUGUCCUUCGCCUUCAGCUAACUCAGAAUGUUCUUCGACAGGGCGCCUUUCAUCCUCUGCAGCUUCUGAGCAGGGGAGUGGUAUUCAGUUACUAUCUAACAACAGCAAUAACAACAAUAAUUGCCCUAGCAAUAAAUUGAAUGAGCUAUUGGGUCGUACGAGUAGUAACCCUCACUUAAGCAAUCAGUAUGGGGUCGGCGUGGACACGGAUAUACACGUGGCAAACCGCAUGUCAUUGAUGGCCGCUGCAUCAGCAGCUGCGGUAGCUGUGGCAGCUUCAGCUAGUGGCGCAGGAGUAAGUGGUGGAGGGAAUGUGGCUGGUGUAUCUGGUGUGGGCAUGGCAUCUCCAGUUGGCUGCGUCGAAUCUACCAGAUCAAGUGUGCAAGCAGCUGUUGUAAAUUUGGCGGCUGCGAUGCGCAUUAAUCAAGUUAGCCAACAACAAAGCGGGGGCAAUAUUGCCGUAGGCUGUAGCAGUAACAGUGCAUCAACCAGCGUUGGUAAUGUAGUCAGCAAUACGUCCAGUCAGCAGCAAAUGCACACACAGCAUCCCCAACAACAACAUCAGACGCAGCAGCAACAACAACUGCAGCAAGAAACCCCAGGAGACAACAAUCAAACAUCGAUAUCAGGGCCAUUGACGCCUAGUGGCUUGCGUAUGAGCGCUAACUCCCCGAACGCGAUAAUUCCAAAUCUACAAUCAGAUUCAUCUGCAGUUAACGCAGUCGCGACGAUGAACGCUAUGCGUGACUCGAUGAUGCGCAGUACUAUGAGUGUCGUGGAUCCGUUAAGUGGAAUGCAUCAGCAACACGAUCAACAUAUUCACGGACAUCAUCAACACCAUACGACGAACAAUUUGCAAACAGGACACACUUCUUAUAGCCAGCACAGCGUUUCCGGUAGCAGCCAUCAAAGCCAACACCAUGUGGCUUCAGCACUACAGAAUGCCACAAUGCAUCAUCACCAUCACCAUCAUUUGAAUCAGAUGCAACAACCGCACUCACCAGAUGCUGCAUUACGUAUGCAGCAGCAUGCGGAAGCUAUACUUCGCUCCCACACAGAAGCGGCUUUUCGCUUAGCAGCAACCGUGGCGGCAUCCAACAGCGUCAUAGGAGGCAGUAGUGGAGCACAUGUAGCUGUAACAAGCGCGAAUGACAGUAAUAAUGACAAUAAUGGCGCUUCACAGAACAACAACGCAAUACAGGUUAAAGCAGAAUCCCAUCAAACGCCACAGCAACAACUAAUCGGAGGUGAUGUGGCGUUGCAACAACAACAGCAGCAUCAUCACCAACAUUUAUUGUCUCAACAACAAACACAAAAGCUAAACACCAGUGGCAGCUUACAACAGCAAUCCACAACCGUAGUGUCCCAGCAGCAGUCACAAUUAACUUCCGAUCUUAGCGAAGCGAUACGUAUGCAGGAGCACCGGUUGGAGCAAGCCUUGCGGUUGCAUAACGACGCACGAGCGCUAAACUUUCUCACAGCCGCCCAACAGACCACCAAUAAUGCAGUCACAGCAGCUGUUAAUACUGCAAGUCUACAUCAUCAGCAACAACAACAACCGCAAACAUCUACAACACAGCAUCACAGUAGUGCGUGAAAACCAAUCAUUUGUGAUAACUUAAAGGUCGCCUUAGAUGUAAUUGCACGGAGCGAUGCAUAUUGACAGGUAAUACAGCAACAGCAACAACAACAGCGGUAAACACUCGAUGCCAAAGGAUAAGGGAGCAAAACAAACUGGUUUAAAGGAAAUAUGUACCAAAGCCAUACAAGUAUAUUAGCGGUCUUAUCGAUACUUUGGGAAUCUAACGUCACUCCCUCACAAUAUAUUUAUAUUACAUAUAUACAUAUAUAUAUGUAUAUGUAUAUAUAUUUAUCGCGUAUUGCGAUGUUAUAUAUAUACUACAUAUAUAUAUAUAUAUAUAUAUAUGUAUAUGUCUGGAGCGAUUAUUAUAACCAUAUAAACAUGUAGAAAAAUGAAUCAAUUUUAAAGUAGUAUUCCACAUAAGCAAAUCAUACAGACAUAAAUAUAACUUGGUCAGGUAAAAUUGAAGAACUCAUAAUAAGGAAAGUAUUAAUUAUUGAAAAUACUUUCUUUGCGAAAUAAAAAUACGAGGGAAACUUAA